AUGAUCAAGGGAUAUGUUCAAAAUGGACUGUUGGAACAUGGGCUGGAGUGCUUUAAAGAAAUGAGAGUGAGAGGCAUAAGACCUAAUGAGGCAAUAUUCGUUACAAUGAUUUCAGCUUCAGCUCAAUUGGGUUUGCUUGAGCAUGGUCAAUUCAUUCAUUCUACCAUUGAAUCCUUGAAUUUCCCUUUGUCAAUUCCCAUAGGAACAGCUCUAAUUGACAUGUAUGCAAAGUGUGGCUGCAUUGAAAAGUCAAUAUUAUUGUUCAAUGAUAUGCCCAAGAAGGAUAGCUGGACUUGGAAUGUCAUGAUUUGUGGUUUGGCUUCACAUGGUCAUGCAAAGAAAGUACUUGCACUCUUUCAGGACUUUAUAACUGAAGGUUUCUGUCCCACCAACAUAACUUUCAUAGGGGUUCUAAAUGCUUGUAGCAGAGCAGGCUUAGUAUGUGAGGGUAGGGAAUACUUCAAGUUAAUGAUAGACAAAUAUGGCAUUCAACCAGAGAUGGAGCACUAUGGGGUGCAUGGUUGA
Molecule: messenger RNA, 525 nt
Organism: Neltuma alba
Lineage: Eukaryota; Viridiplantae; Streptophyta; Magnoliopsida; Fabales; Fabaceae
Product: pentatricopeptide repeat-containing protein ELI1, chloroplastic-like
Exons: 1
Coding region: 1-525 (174 amino acids)
Biological process (GO): RNA modification
Molecular function (GO): protein binding; RNA binding
Source: RefSeq, a predicted model, not a curated record